Messenger RNA from Cebus imitator (Panamanian white-faced capuchin), 1745 nucleotides. RefSeq names its product serine incorporator 5 (gene SERINC5). Bases 131 to 1516 code for a protein of 461 amino acids. The transcript is spliced from 12 exons. The record is from RefSeq and is a predicted model, not a curated record. Gene Ontology annotation, cellular component: membrane. Lineage: Eukaryota; Metazoa; Chordata; Mammalia; Primates; Cebidae.
UUUACCCAGGCCUCGGCGCAUAGGCGCUCGGCCGAGGCAGCUCGGCGUGGAAGCGCGAGGCGCUAGGCAGCCAGGAGGGUCGGUGCGGCGCUGGGAGCCGGCGAGCGCGCCCUCGGUGUUGGCAGCCGCGAUGUCUGCUCAGUGCUGUGCGGGCCAGCUGGCCUGCUGCUGUGGGUCUGCAGGCUGCUCUCUCUGCUGUGAUUGCUGCCCCAGGAUUCGGCAGUCCCUGAGCACCCGCUUCAUGUACGCCCUCUACUUCAUUCUGGUCGUUGGCCUCUGCUGCAUCAUGAUGUCAACAACUGUAGCUCACAAGAUGAAAGAGCACAUCCCUUUUUUUGAAGAAAUGUGUAAAGGCAUUAAAGCUGGUGACACCUGUGAGAAGCUGGUGGGAUAUUCUGCUGUAUAUAGAGUCUGUUUUGGAAUGGCUUGUUUCUUCUUUAUCUUCUGUCUACUGACCUUGAAAAUCGACAAUAGCAAAAGUUGUAGAGCUCGUAUUCACAAUGGCUUUUGGUUCUUUAAACUUCUGCUGCUGGGGGCCAUGUGCUCAGGAGCUUUCUUCAUUCCAGAUCAGGACACCUUUCUGAACGCCUGGCGCUACGUGGGAGCCAUCGGAGGCUUCCUCUUUAUCGGCAUCCAGCUCCUCCUGCUUGUGGAAUUUGCACAUAAGUGGAACAAGAACUGGACAGCAGGCACGGCCAGUAACAAGCUCUGGUACGCCUCGCUGGCCCUGGUGACGCUCAUCAUGUAUUCUGUUGCCACUGGAGGCUUGGUUUCGAUGGCAGUGUUUUACACACAGAAAGAUGGCUGCAUGGAAAACAAAAUUCUGCUGGGAGUGAACGGAGGCCUGUGCCUGCUUAUUUCAUUGGUAGCCAUCUCGCCCUGUGUCCAAAAUCGACAGCCACACUCGGGGCUCCUACAAUCAGGGGUCAUAAGCUGCUAUGUCACCUACCUCACCUUCUCAGCUCUGUCCAGCAAACCUGCAGAAGUAGUUCUAGAUGAGCAUGGGAAAAAUAUUACAAUCUGUGUGCCUAACUUUGGUCAAGACCUGUACAAAGAUGAAAACUUGGUGACUAUACUGGGGACCGGCCUCUUAAUCGGAUGUAUCUUGUAUUCUUGUUUGACAUCAACCACGAGAUCGAGUUCCGAUGCUCUGCAGGGGCGAUAUGCAGCUCCUGAGCUGGAAAUAGCUCGCUGUUGUUUUUGCUUCAGUCCUGGUGGAGAGGACACUGAAGAGCAGCAGCCGGGGAAGAAGGGGCCGCGGGUCAUUUAUGACGAGAAGAAAGGCACCGUCUACAUCUACUCCUACUUCCACUUCGUGUUCUUUCUGGCUUCCCUCUAUGUGAUGAUGACUGUCACCAACUGGUUCAACUACGAAAGUGCCAACAUGGAGAGCUUCUUCAGCGGGAGCUGGUCCAUCUUCUGGGUCAAGAUGGCCUCCUGCUGGAUCUGUGUGCUGUUGUACCUGUGGACGCUGGUCGCUCCCCUCUGCUGCCCCACCCGGCAGUUCUCCGUUUGACAAUGUCAGUGGUCCCCUGGGCUCUGUGGGCCUGCAGCCUGGAAAGUGCCAUCUUUUGAACAGUGUCCCCGGGGGUUAAGUGGUGACUGGCGCCCUGUGCCUAAGUGGGUCUGAAAAGGCUUUCAGAAAAAAAAAAUCUCCUGAUUAGAUUUUUACUUUUGAAAUUCAAAAAGAAACUACCAGUUUGUCCGAAAGGAAUUGAAAUUUUCAACUAAACUGAUCAUGGUUG